UGUUAUCACGUGAGUAAAUUCUUGGCGCUUCCGCGCUGUUUUUCCGCCAUCGCUAUUUCCGCCCCCUAACCUAUGUAAUCUACAAUCUACAUCCAACUCCGAGCGGAUUCCCCGUACAUAUUUUUUAUCCACCAUUCAUCCCUCCUAAAAACAAAUAGCGACAAUGUUUCGCUCUUUGAUACCAAAAUCCACUCGAACUCCUCUCCCCCCAUCAUCAUAUCUUAGACAAAACCCCUUAAAAUAUACCUUCGCAUCACCACUAACCCGACGAACGCUCACCUCAACGCCUCCACGACUCAAUGAUAAUAGCACGCAGCAUUCCACAACUACCAAUGCACCUUCCGCGCAUACAAGUAUAUACAAAAACUUCGGCGGGGCCUUUGCAAAAGUUUUCCUAGGCGGCGUACUCACAUACCAAAUUAUCUAUUGGGCAUGGGUGAGGCUGGAGGUUGAUGAGGAGAAGGUUAUCAGGAAUAAGGAAAUAGCUGAGCUAGAAACUAAGGCGCGGGAGUUGUCGGCGACGCUAAAGACGAAGAAGAAUGAUUGAUUUGCCAAGGUGAUGGAUGGAGCUUUAAUAAUGUGUUAAAAUUUCCAGGAACGGAUAUCACUGCGGCUGGAAGCUAAGGCGGCUUGUAUAUUAUAUUACUUUUUCUCUUUCGUGUUUUUCUUCUUCACUUGUUGAAUAUUAUCCAUGGAUAUGAUCGGGUAUCACGAGAUGCUGAUUGGGUUUGUAGGCGAUGGUGAUGUUGAGAUACCAAUGCACCGACCCUUUGCUAUCUAUUGUAUAUUCUGCUUUUGGGGAUCGAUGAUUACGACACAGACUAAACAUCUAAGGCUACUUUGCAUUGAUACAAUGGUGAAGUCCUGAUUCCAUGACUUCUGUAUUAUAUUCUCCUGCAAAUAACCCGCACAAAUACAUGUAUGUGCCCAUAUACCCAACGAAACACACGACCUAAGCAGCAUCAAUCAUUGAAGGGGUAAGAAACUUAGAGCAUAUUCACAAGUAUCCCAAUCCUCCCUUCCCAAUUGCCUCCAGGUCAGCACGAAUCUCCCAUAUAUCUGCACCGACCCGAUGCGCAAUCUCCGCCUUUCGCUGCGUGCCCAAAUCAAGCCAUCUAUGUAGCAGGUCACCAUCAACCAUACCCCGUCCACCAAUGCCAUCGCUCUCAAUAGCUCGGAACGCACGGGGGUUGAGCCCACAAGGGUGCUCGAGCGUAUUGAUCAACUGAGAUUGCAAGGCGGAGAGUCUUCGGUAUGCAGUUUCAGAAAGUGGAGUGAUGAGUGCGAUCGACCCGGUUUCCGAUGUUACAAGGACGUGAUAGAGCGGCCCGGAGGAAUCGAGUUCCAUCAUGUCUGGGUUGGCGUCUGGUCCCUGAGCUGAUGGAAUUAUUGUUCGGGGGAGUAAGGUCAUGGUUGAGGCAAAAUGGCCCGUGUGAAAGGUGCUGCGGUGCAGUAAUCUGUCACCCUUGGAAGACCCAGGGUCUUUUGGGAGGUUUUGUCAGAAUAACUUUCAUCAAAUUAGCGAAAAGGAACUGUUUUUGUCUCACCUUCAGGAUCAUACUGCAGAACAUGUAUGUUGCAGUCAUCAUCAGCGACCAAUAUGUAUAGACGUUUUCCAUCAGGAAGGAAGUCAGCGGCCAUCACUUGGAGCGUGCCGUCAUCCUUACUGAAAAGAGAUAGCUUGUAUGGCUCCUCCUAUAAAUUUGCGGUUAGACAUUUAUGCUGCAUCGGGGUAUAGCAGCGGAUAAACUUACCGAAUACCCUGCAAACCAAAUGCCCUUCAAAGCGUCUCCCAUGAUGCACAUCCCCGUACCCUUGAGCUCUUUAAGAACAUUAACGUAGCAUUGCAUAUCCAUGAACGCCACCGGUAAAAGGCUACCAUCCUCUUUGAGGCCUCUGACUAUGCACUUCUGGCCCUGGGCAGCAAUCAAAAACCCUUGACCACCAAUUCCUGAGAGAGAUGUCACAGCGCCCUUAACCUCUUCCUUGGCGAUUAACUUGAGCUUCCGGUUGGUCUCUGGUCUGUCAACCUCAGGAACGACUUCGAUGACUUCGAAAAUGUAAAUGCAACCACGUGCAGCAAUGUCCUCUCCUCGCGUGACUGCUGUACCUACUGCAAUCAUAUCCCUACGUUCAUGCGUAAUUUCCGAUACCUCAAGGUCCAGGCAUUUAACACACAUUAUACGCUCCGCAGUUCGCAAAGUAUGACUAGAACGUGUGUUAAAAUAUUAUAUUGACGAAUCGAAUAUAUGCUCCAAAUUUCCUUACCUAUCGAUAAUCGACCACGUCCUCGGACUUAAUAGUUUAACACUCCCCUGAUCGAUUUGGGGGAGGAAGGAUAUCACUAAAUUUAUUUUUUGGAUUAGCAAUAACUGCCUUCACGUGAACAUGAUUGCGAUCAUACCUUCGUUUCGCCAUUCAGGAUGGAUUUCAUCAUCUUCAGGCAGGUUGAAGUCGACUUUUUGGCUGGUUCCGAUAACGUAUGUUUCUGACGAGGAGGAAUACUCAACAAUAUCUACCUGUUCGCCGAGGCCAAUUUUUCGUGUGGCCCACGAGCCAUCAAAAUGAGUGUUUCUGGGAAAUCGAC
This is a messenger RNA of Blastomyces gilchristii SLH14081, 2587 nucleotides long. RefSeq lists its product as uncharacterized. Bases 164 to 547 code for a protein of 127 amino acids. The transcript is spliced from 3 exons. The record is from RefSeq and is a predicted model, not a curated record. Lineage: Eukaryota; Fungi; Ascomycota; Eurotiomycetes; Onygenales; Ajellomycetaceae.